Molecule: messenger RNA, 1661 nt
Organism: Ectocarpus siliculosus
Lineage: Eukaryota; Phaeophyceae; Ectocarpales; Ectocarpaceae
Source: the annotation of a GenBank genome assembly
AAGAGGACUGGUGCGAUACGAUAGGUCGAUGGCGUGCACGGCACUGGCACCACCUACGGCCGGCAUUGUCAGCGCAAGCCGAGUGGUGCUGCCGGCAUUCUGUCCUUCUUCAACGAGUGCCUUUGUUGCCCUCUCUCAGCAACAACAGCAGCAGCUACCUCGCAGCAGUCGAGCAGCAGCGCGCAAAUCCGCGCUAGCUAUUCCCAAUGGUAGCAUCGUUGGGACGACGAGGAAGAGAAGGGGUCGUCGAUCGGAACUGCGGUGCGGCUUGACACGCCUCUCCGGGGAUGCCGGACACAUGGUCCUUCCUGUCCUGGCCACGCGUGACCAGUGGUCGCACUACUGGGGGGGUUCCGACGUCCCAGCGGGUGGGCAAGCUUUUCGAGGUGGCCGCGGUGGCCUUCCUAGGGCUGUGGGCGUGCUACUUCGCCAGCUUUUUCUUGGGAGUGGCGACGAUGACCGUGAUCGGAACGUCCUUCCUCUUCUACUGGCUGCUGGCGCCGAACGUGACCUCCUUCCGACGAAAUCGGGCGCUUAAAGGGAGCAUCGCUCCGUUUCCCGGGGCGAGGGGCAACUCCGUUGCCAUCUUCAGUGCUCGUGUGGCUAGCGCGGUUGAAGAGUACCACCCGGUCACCGGGCAGCCCGUGUUCCUACGCAUGGUGAUCGAAGACGAGGACGGCCGCGCGCUCAAGUUUCGGACGCGCACGAGGGCGGAGUACGCCCGCGUACGGCCGGGCAUGGCAGCCGAGGCAAUCCUGGUGAGCCCGGACGAGCGUUUCGAGGAGAUCCUGGGGGUGUCGGACACCUUCAUCCCGGCCGCGAACGUGUGGGUGGGCGAGUACCCUUACCUUGACAAGGUUGUGAUGCGGCGAUUAUUAGCGUCCCGCGACCUGAAGAGGAGGAGGCAGCAGCAGCAGCGGAGGGACGCCGACGAAGACGAGGAGCUGGACCCGAUAACCUACCGCGACUCGUGGACACAGACGCGGCCGCUGGAAGACGACCCCUCACGAGGAGGAGGAGGAGGAGGAGGAGAAACCGGCUUCUCGGCGCCGCCAGCACACGCGGGAGAAGGAGAAGCUGGCCUUCCGAACGGCGGUGCUGGGACGGUGCUACCAGAUUUCGGUGCCUACUUCGGAGAAAGCGAGGACGAGGAACCCUACUACGAGGGCGUGGGAUCGUCGGGAUUUUCGGGGGCCGAACGAAGAAGGGCGGUGGCCGCCGGAGAGAGGUCAGCGGCGGGGCGCGGUCGCAGCGACGGCCAGCAGCAGCAGCAGCAGCAGCAGCAGCAGUGGGAGCGGGUGUCAGGGAAACCCAGGCCGCGGCGGCGGCCGCCCGCUGCGGCAACAUCGCCGUCGCGAAGGUUCGAAGGACAAGGGGGAGGAGGUGGUGGUUACAGCGAAUCCGGCGGCCGUCGCGUGCGAGGAGGGGCGAAGGACGCCGGGAGGGGGGGGGCGGAAGGCGGCGCGACGACGCGGUACGGUGAAACGUCGGACGACUCCCGGAUGGCGGCGGGUCGCAAAGAACAGCGGUAGUUGAAGGCGCGCUGGCGUCGAGCGCCAACAAGCGUGAAGUUUAAACGGUCGUGAUGUAGAGGAGAUGGAGCGAGCUUUUAACUCAAGCGUUGUACUUAAGCGAGGAGAUGUUCGGGGUAUCCUUGUUCG